Silurus meridionalis is the source of this 2954-nucleotide messenger RNA. It is a transcript of the gene tmem119a, whose product is annotated as transmembrane protein 119a. NCBI's taxonomy places the organism in Eukaryota, Metazoa, Chordata, Actinopteri, Siluriformes, Siluridae. Bases 271 to 948 code for a protein of 225 amino acids. Gene Ontology annotation, biological process: positive regulation of osteoblast proliferation; ossification; positive regulation of bone mineralization. The record is from RefSeq and is a predicted model, not a curated record. Gene Ontology annotation, cellular component: plasma membrane. The transcript has 2 exons.
UGGAGGAAGGAGGGCGGGAGAUGCUCACAGAAAUGUCUUUUUUUUUUUUUUUUUUUUUCCCUUCCCCAUAACUAAUCUUGGGAAUCCUACACAAAAGCACAAUCUGCUGUGGUCUCCUCAGUGCAGCACAGAGGCAGUUGGUGUUCCUCACAUCCUUUUUUCCUAUCUCCUGUCUUUUCACUUUGCUGCCUUGUGGACGAGGGUGAGCACUGGGAUCUCUGAUAACCACGUUAUCAGAGUUAUCAUCAGUAUCAUCGGUGUUGCAUUGCCAUGUCGUCCAUGUGCCCACGUUUAGCCUUCGUGCUCCUCUUCGGCUUUUGGAGCUGGAGCUGCUCUACUAUGGCACUCCCUUUCAACAUGUCCAUGGAGGGAAGUGGAGACGACCGUGAAUUGAUUUUCCCGACGGCCCGUAGCACCAACGUACCUCCGCCGUCCCCCACACCGAUUCUCAGCAUCACCACCACCUUUAUCCGCAUCAAACACUUUCUGUUUCACGAGGUGGUGGACUUCCUGCGUGACAAUAUGCUCCUCAUUAUCGUGGUGAUGUCACUGCUCAUCGUCAUCAUCUUUAUUGCCUGUUGUGCCUCGGCCAUGAGCCACAAGCGCAAACUCGAGGCUUACUAUCCACCCAAGAAGCAUGCCCCCCGGAAGUACAUGAGCGUUCCAAGCAAGGGGGUGGAACAAAGACUGACAGAGCCCCGCAGUGUUACCACAAGCUACCUGCGCGCUCCGACCAAAGCUCUUGUGGGUGAAAAGGAUGGCAAGGAUCCUAGACCAAAACCGAAGGAGGUGCAGAUAGUGGAAGAUGUGGAGGAGGUAGAGGUGCAGAAGGAGGAAGAAAAGAAGAAGAAUAAGGAGGAGCCCAAGCCGAGCACGUCCACAGCAAGCAAUGGCCAGGCACCUGUGUGUACUUGCCACCUGAGAAAAGCAAACCAAGCCUCACAUUAAGAAGACAGGUUGGUGAAGAAUUGCUUUGGAUUUGCUGGGAAUAAAUCCGGUUCUGAUGCGUCUUUCAUUGGAUGGAGGUCGUCUACUUCUCGGAUGCCAGUUUUUCAACCUUGUACCAAUUUGUUGAGCUGAAUUUAAAGGGGAUCAGAUUAAACUUUCUUGAUAUGAGCAAAAGCGUUGUUAGGUCCAUUUUCAUUACAAAAAAGUUCUCAGCUUCCUGGUGUGCUCAUCGUGCCAGUGGUUAUAAUUAUUAAUAAUUUAUUGCUACACCGCAUUGAAUGCUUUGUAUUAAUUAUCACAAGAACAGCGCUCUUUUUUUUCCAGACUUGUCAUAUAUCUUAAAAUGUGUGUUAACAAAAAUAAUAAAAUCGCAGUAAUGUUUAUUUUUUAAUGUGAAGGCCUGUGAUACAAAAAUGAAUGGCUAAAUUUCUGUAUUUAGAUAUUGUUUUCUCUGAGGUGUUUAACAUGGAAUAAAUUAAAAAGGGUUUUAGUGGGGAAGUCUGGCUAUUGUAAAACCAUGGGGUUCCUCUUAUUAACAUUUGUUUAUUUGUAAUUUAAAUAUUAAUGAACUACACAUUGUAAAUAUUUAUCCAUUAAUAAAUACAGGGAUUCAUUUGGUUAUAAAACAUUGUUCCCUCAAUAUUUAUCUAUUUUUCUCCCUGUUAAACCAAAGGUUUGUAACCCCUUACAUACAAGACCAAAAGAACCCUGACUGUUACAAAGUGCUGACACUGGAGACUCCUUCCAAAAAAAAAAAAAGUAAGUCUCCGUACAGUAAACCUUGCAAAAGUGUUUUUUUGUUUGUUUGUUUUCUUUUUACUUGUAGCCUCAUAACAUCACCGGAAGUGUCCGCUAUAGACAGCCCUGUGAAUGGGUUGCUAACUAUGUGUUUUGCAGCUGGUGAACUUACUGUCAGUGCUUACGAUCAAUUCUGACCAAUCAGAAUAAAACAAUUCAAGAUUGUUGUGGUGUAAAUUAGUCUAAAGCAAUGUGUAAUUUGAAGACCAUUAUGCUUUUAAAACAUGCGCUUCGGUGAAUAUGUGCACAAGAAUUGGACAGUGAAUGACUGAAAGAACAUUCUGUCUGUAGAUGAGUCCAAAUGUGACAUUUUUGGCUCUAACAGAAGAACUUCUUUAAGAUGGAGAACAGGAGAGAAGAUGUAAGCAGACCACCUCACCCCCCACAGUCAAACAUAGAGGUGGAAGCCUAAUAAUUUGGGGUUGUUGUGGAGAAGGGAAGAUUGAAGACUUAUUCUGGGUGAAAGGAAUCCUGAACCAACAUGGCUACCAUUCCAUACUUCAACACCAUGAAAUUCCAUCUAGACCACGUCUAAUUGGAACCGACUUCACUGUACAGCGAGACAAUGUCCCGAAGCAUACGUCCAAGCUCUGUAAGAGUUAGCUAGAGAGCAAACAGUCAGCUGAAGUGAUAUCUAUCAUGGAACAUCCCAGUCACUGCAUCUAAAUCAUAUUGUUUUGGGAUCCCAAGCAAGAAAUCUCCAACUGGUGAAGAAAAUCUUUGGCAAGUUUCACAAGAGGUAUUAGGGCUGAAAGUUGACUGUCCAAAUGACAUGGGUGUAUAAUGCUUAUUAAUAUUUAUGCUAACGGAGGAUUUCUUUAUGGAAAAAAUGUAAAUCGUGUACAUUAAAACAAUUUUUUUGGCAAAAGUAAACUUUCAUACUGUUAAUUGACAGUUGGAAAAUGCAUUUGUCUCUCCAUAGAACCAUAAAAGACUAGAUGUUUUAAUACUCUAUGAUGGUGUAUGUGUUGGAUUGUAUCUUGGACUCAAGGAUAUAAACCACCUUGGGUUUGGUACAUAUACAUAUUUAUUUCUCUAUAAUAGUAAAAAUAAUAUUCUUGUGUCAGUGUUCUUGUUUGCAUCAGUGCCUUUUCAUUGAAUAUUUGUUGUAUUGAAAAUCUUGGUGGCUUUUAGCAACUGCUUGGAUUAUGUGUUAUUUCAAUUGUAAGUAUACUUUAUAAUACAUGUCACAUUAAAUCAUUUUGUUG